AGCAGCCAUAUGAGAAUACCAAUGAAAUGAAUUUGAGAUAUGGUAGACGGUACGGAGCAAGUCUCCAUGUCUCGACAACAUUCCACCGCAGUUAGCGUCGCAUCAAGACCGGGCUCGGUGAGCAGCAAUAUAACUGCGCAGGUACCUCUCACCCCAUGGGAAAGACUGCAACAGGAACUCAAUGAGUCUGAGAAGGUGUUGAAAGAGGUCACUCUCGGGAAGAGAAUUGGACACUACAGAUUGGGGGGGAAAUUGGGAACGGGAAACUUCUCAGUUGUGAAACUUGGAACUCACAUCCUCACGAAAGAGAAAGUUGCCGUAAAAAUGCUAGACAAAGGGAAGCUGGAUCACAAGACCCAGAAGUUGUUGUCACGUGAGAUUGAGGCAAUGGAGGAAGUACACCACCCGAGCAUCUUGAGAUUAUACGAAGUUAUAGAAACUCUCUCAACCCAAUACUUUGUGAUGGAGUACGCUGCUGGCGGAGAACUGUACGCUAAAGUGUCAAGUAAAGAGAAAGCAAGACUUGACGAGGAUGAAGCCAGAACGUACUUCGCUCAGAUUAUUGACGCCAUUGAACAUCUACAUUCCCGCAACAUUUGUCACAGAGACAUCAAAGCAGAGAACAUUUUCUUCUCCGGUUCAGGAACAGCUAAAGUUGGUGACUUUGGGUUCAGUAUUCGUUGUAAAGAUGAAACUUUGGAUACAUUCUGUGGAUCUCCGCCGUAUGCUGCUCCAGAGCUUUUUAAGGAUGAUCAGCAGAUUGGUUAUAUUGGCACUUAUGUUGAUAUAUGGGCCUUAGGUGUCCUAUUAUAUUUCAUGCUGACUGGAGGAAUGCCGUUCAGAGCGGAGAACGUGUCGAAACUAAAGAAGUGUAUUUUGGAGGGAACUUACAUUAUCCCUCCUUAUAUUAGUGAAGAUGCUGCUAGCCUCAUUAGGGCCAUACUCAUAGAGGAUCCAGAAAAGCGAAUAUCGAUAGCAGAAAUGAAAACACAUACCUGGUUGGCAGGGGCUAAGUUCCCAGAAUCCUUGCCAUUGUCCUCUCUGCAGCCAGAGAUAGAAACUGAACCUACGGAUGUCGAUGACAUUGAGGCCCAGAAGAUGCUCAGCAAAUUGGGUAUUCCCAAGGAGUUACUGUCUUCAGUUAUUGAGAGGGCCGCUAAGAAUGGACCAAGAAGCGCGAUAACUGGCACCUACAGGAUAUCUCUCCACAAAGCUCAACACAAACGACUGUCACCUCCAGCUCAGCCACAUGUACCUGCUCAAUCAGACAGCAAGAAGAAGAACGGGAAGAGCAAAAAAGACAAAUCUUCCAAAAAGAAGAAGUUUCCAGGACGGUCUCGGUCGAAGAUUUGUUCCAUAAUGUGAGCAAAGCGAGAAUAUCUUAGGUUUAGUCCUUUAUUUGUUCUCUAUUUUAGAAUUAAGUUAUAAUACGCCCGUGCAUGCACAGAACGAACUUGAAUCUACAAGGUAUCUGUAUAGAAUAUGAUACAGAAUAUUUGAUAUAUAAGCUGGAACUUCAGUUUCUGGACACAAUAUCUGAGUCAGUAAUUUACUGCUUUAAACUGGUUAUUCCAGAUGUUUUCGAAUUGUUAGCUUUAGUCAUUCAUUUGAGAUUCAAUCUAUUCAAGAUGUGAUAACAACAUUUAAGUUCUUUUAUAGUAUUAAUGAUGCAAUACAGCUCAAUCAAAGAAUUUCCGUUUAGAUGUAAAGUAAUUUGUAAAAAGUGUUUUCAUUUUGGAUGAGUACGAUAUUAAGAAAAUUAUUGACUCCUGUAUGUAAAUACAAUACCGUUUUAUUAAUCACAUUUUAAA
Bolinopsis microptera is the source of this 1811-nucleotide messenger RNA. Its product is annotated as serine/threonine-protein kinase NIM1-like. Bases 40 to 1365 code for a protein of 441 amino acids. Gene Ontology annotation, biological process: protein phosphorylation; intracellular signal transduction; microtubule cytoskeleton organization. Lineage: Eukaryota; Metazoa; Ctenophora; Tentaculata; Lobata; Bolinopsidae. Gene Ontology annotation, molecular function: tau-protein kinase activity; ATP binding; protein serine/threonine kinase activity. The transcript is spliced from 9 exons. The record is from RefSeq and is a predicted model, not a curated record. Gene Ontology annotation, cellular component: cytoplasm.